GGGGUGUAGCAGCGCGGCGAAGAGGAGGCUGUGUUUGGAUUAGGGGGUUGGGCUGCCUGCUGGUAGGAAAUCUGCCGCCAGACAUCCAGCUUGUCUCCGGCGGUGCAGCGUUGCUUUCCCGCAUCCUCAGCAGCAGCGACACCGCAGAGCAGCCUCCAGCCUCACCUGCUCCUCAUCCGUGCUCCCCUCCGCCUCUGUCAGACACAAACACUGCCGCAGCACACAGGAGACGGACACACAAGGACGGUCAGCUGAGCAGUCUUCAGGGAAAUAAAGGGAAUAUAUAUAAGGGCGGUGAAAGAUGGUGAAACUGGGGAGUAAUCUUCAAGACAAAGGGGCCAAACCUGUGAGCGUGGAGGACGGCUUUCAGAAUGUGCCUCUCAUCACUCCACUGGAUGUCGGCAGUCUCCAGAGCCAAGCACCUGACAAGGUGGUGGUAAAAACUCGCACGGAGUACCAGACAGAGAAGAAGAGGCUGAAGGUUCCCAAGGUGGAGGAGUUCAACAUCAGCUUUACUGACGGGGUGUCUGAGAGACUUAAGGUGACUAUUCUGAUCAUCCUGGCCCUGGCCUUCCUCGCCUGUAUCGUGUUCUUGGUGGUUUAUAAGGCCUUCACCUAUGACCACGCCUGCCCAGAUGGAUUCAUUUACAAGCACAAGCGGUGUAUCCCAGCCUCUUUGGAGGCCUACUACGCUGCUCAGGAUGCCAACUCAAGGGGCCGUUUCUACACAGUGAUCAGCCACUACAGCAUGGCCAAGCAGACCACCUCGCACUCUGUCUCCCCCUGGCUGCCUGGAGGGGCGGCGGGGCAGCAGCACGACGCUAAACCUCCGAGCGACGAGGGCCACUGAGUUAGCUGAACGGUUAAAGGUUGUUGUAAACACAUGCAGACAUGAAGAAAUACAGACACAGGCAGAUAUAGAUGCAUCCACACACAAACAUGUAGGUGAAUAUUUAAAGAUAUAGACAAAAGAGACACAUAUUUCCACAUCAGCUACAUAUAUAAAGCCAAUAUAGAGUGAAAACAUGCAUGCAGACAUAAGAACACACAAGCACAUGCUAGGUCAUGUUCUGAUUUACCUUGACUGUCCAUUUAUGUGCUCAUUCUCUUAUCGAGCAGCAUUUCCCAUUGAACCUUUGCUCUCUUGGGAUCAUCAUCUGCUGAUACACACACACGUAUACACACACACACACACGGUCUGCUCUCUUGUUACCAUGUCUUUAGUCCUUUCCUCUAAUUUAUUAUUUAUUGAUUGUGUUGAUAUAUUUAUUUUUUACUGUAAAGUAUGAAUGAUUUGUAUGUGAUUAUCUUUGUACAAAGGCACGAGUCAAUGCUGAAUUUCAUGCUUCCUCUUUCUGAAUUUGGGAAUCUUUGUGUAGUUUAUGUAUAUUCAUUCACAGCCACUUUUCUUUCUUGUCCUAACAGCGUAUCCCCAAGCACGUCCGACACACACAACACAAAAACACGCACACACACGUCCGACACACACGACACAAAAACAUGCACACACACACACACGCCACACACGCGCACACACACACACACAUAUAUACAUUGCCGUAUACUGUGUGAUUACUCAAGUGUAUUUUACUGAUUUCCUGAACAGGUAGAGAGACAGAGAGAAUAAGCUUAGUGGAGUACACACACACACACCUUCAUAUUCCAACCCGAAAAUUGUUAGUAUAGUCUUAUAUUGCUGUAACACAUUUUUAAACACAAAAUUUCAGCCGUACUGUCUGAGGAAAGUUUGACGCCAGUGUCCACGCCAAUGUCCACAUCCGCAACAUGUCUUUAGUGGAUUGAAUGAAUUUUCCCAUCGUGGCUGUUUGAUAGCUCAUAUACAGUGAUAUUUCAGUGUGCUGUGCUAUACAUUUUAAAUCCAGAAAUCCCCUAGUCACCCAAGCUGUACAUACAACUGUGCGGUCAAGCUAGUUUUUUGUGUGUAUACAUUGUAGAAGCUUAUUAUUGGGAGUUUUUUCUUUUAGAUUUUUACAGACUUACUUACCUAUUGCUUCAGUCUUGUACAUGUACUGUAGCUCCAUUCAACACAAUGUUACAGAUGGGAAAGGAAAUACUGUGCAUAUCAACAUCUCUUGCCGAAACUCUUGCUGUUAUUUUCUGCAGUGUUUUGUUAUGUUUAUCGAUGGGCUUCAACUGCAGCCGAGUUUUGUUCCUGUAAUGUUAUUUUUCAUUUUGUAACGUUGGAUCUGUUGUCAGGAGUGCUUUUAUGAGAUAUUGUGAUGUUGUUAGUUGAUAUGUAGCGAUACCUGGUGUAAUUUAUCAGUGUGCAUCCUUGUCACUCUUAACUUGGUUUGAAUUCAAAAUAAAACAAGCUGUGACCUGUG
Perca fluviatilis (European perch) is the source of this 2345-nucleotide messenger RNA. It is a transcript of the gene nsg2, whose product is annotated as neuronal vesicle trafficking associated 2. Gene Ontology annotation, biological process: G protein-coupled dopamine receptor signaling pathway; clathrin coat assembly; endosomal transport. The record is from RefSeq and is a predicted model, not a curated record. Gene Ontology annotation, molecular function: clathrin light chain binding. Lineage: Eukaryota; Metazoa; Chordata; Actinopteri; Perciformes; Percidae. Bases 302 to 850 code for a protein of 182 amino acids. Gene Ontology annotation, cellular component: membrane; endosome. The transcript is spliced from 5 exons.